This is a messenger RNA of Rana temporaria (common frog), 1966 nucleotides long. Its product is annotated as protein BANP-like. Bases 231 to 1739 code for a protein of 502 amino acids. The record is from RefSeq and is a predicted model, not a curated record. Lineage: Eukaryota; Metazoa; Chordata; Amphibia; Anura; Ranidae. Gene Ontology annotation, molecular function: DNA binding. Gene Ontology annotation, biological process: negative regulation of protein catabolic process; protein localization to nucleus. The transcript is spliced from 3 exons.
GUCCGGUGGGGAGGAGAAGCCGUUUACAUCGGUCUCCAAACGCUUUACAUCAGCCCAGCCAAUCACAGCCACGGAUGUGCUUAUGUUAAGUAUCAGCGGCAGCGAGGAGAGGCCUGGAUUCUCUUGUGAGGAAGGACGUCAUUAUCACCCAUCAAAACACCACGAGAACUUGCAGAGCUCACACGGAUGAUUCAUCACAUUGAAUUUGCAAAGAAUUUGGGCAGUUAUCAAUGAUGUCAGACGAGGAACUGACAGAAGUGGUUCAAAUAACAGUUGAUGAUUUACACGGUGAUCACCCUGUCAUGUUAGAAAAUCAUGAAGUAACAGAAGACGACAUGCCGCCUUCACUGAAACGGCAGAGGAUAGAAAUCAACUGUGAGGACCCAUCUAUAAAGUCUUUCCUGUUCUCGAUCAAUGAAACCAUCUGUCUAAGGUUGGAUAACAUCGAGUCCAGGCUGCAGGUUCUGGAGGCCACUUGUAAUUCAUUAGAGGAGAAACUGGAUAUCAUCUUGACCAAAAAUUCAAACCCCAUCCAAGUACCCAUGGUGGCAGGCUCCCCACUUGGAGCCACUCAGACCUGGAACAAAGUGCGAUGUGUUGUUCCUCAGACAACUGUAAUCCUGAAUAAUGAAAGACAAAACUCUGUAGUGGCCAAGCUGCAGAGUCAGGAGGAUUCAGUUAACAAGAUAACAGAAAGUCUGGAAAAUAUACUUAAUGCGGUCCCUGGACGAAGACAUAACACAAUCGUGGUGAAGGUACCAGGCCCAGAUGAAAGUCAUGAGGAUAAUGACAGUGGAUCAGAAGCCAGUGAUACACUGUCCAACUCUGGACACACCAACAUGGGGAACAAUGUUACCAUGAUCACUCUAAACUGUGAAGAGGAUUACCCCAAUGGCACAUGGCUCGGUGAUGAAAACAACCCUGAAACGCGAGUGAGAUGUCCAAUCACAGCAACUAACAUGCUGCACAUCGGCACCAACUGCCGGACGGCAGAGAAGAUGGCCCUUACUCUACUUGAUUACCUCUUUCACCGUGAGGUGCAGGCUGUCUCUAACCUAUCGGGACAAGGAAAACACGGCAAGAAACAGCUGGAUCCAUUGAUGAUCUAUGGCAUAAGAUGUCAUAUAUUCUAUAAGUUCCGAAUCACAGAGUCUGACUGGUACCGGAUAAAACAGAGCAUUGACUCAAAGUGCCGCACAGCUUGGCGCAGGAAGCAGAGAGGACAGAGCUUGACUGUAAAAAGUUUCUCACGCAGAACCCCCUCAGAAACUUCAUACAACACAGCUGAUGGUGUACAGAAUACAGUUUCAUCUUCCAGUGACCUGCAGGAGACAUCACCUCAGGCACUGCACUAUGCUUUGGCCAAUGCUCAGCAGGUGCAAAUCCACCAGAUUGGGGAAGAUGGUCAGGUCCAGGUGGGACACCUGCAUAUUGCACAGGUACCGCAGGGAGAGCAGGUGCAAAUCACUCAAGACAGUGAGGGCAAUCUGCAGAUUCAUCAAGUCCAUGUGGGUCAGGAUGGCCAGGUUCUUCAAGGAGCACAACUCAUCGCUGUUACCUCUGACCCAUCAUCUGGUGAAGUUAAUGGCUCCCCAAUACAGGCCAAUGACAUCCAGGUCCAGUACGUUCAGCUCGCCCCUGUCAAUGAACCAUCGGAAACCGAUCAGGUCGUAGAACCUUUACAGUCCGCUCUUCAGCAGGAGAUGCAUAUUGAGCAUGAAUCAAUCCAGAUCCAAUAAUUUCUGCAUCUGAGCAUGUUGGGAGCCUGUGUGUGCCAGUCGUUAUUAGCAUGAAUGGCUCAGGAACUGCACACACAUAGACACUCGCCAGUGGAACCCACUGAGCAGACCUCAUUGUGAAUAUCUCAAAGGACCAGACUGCAAUAGAAGCAACUAGCUGUGAAGAAUUCAUUCAGUUGUUUGUACUCUCUAAUCUACUAUUUUUAUAUCCUCUGCUGUUUGUCUCU